This is a messenger RNA of Myotis myotis, 2781 nucleotides long. RefSeq names its product Wnt family member 10B (gene WNT10B). Gene Ontology annotation, cellular component: extracellular region. The record is from RefSeq and is a predicted model, not a curated record. Gene Ontology annotation, biological process: cell fate commitment; neuron differentiation; canonical Wnt signaling pathway. NCBI's taxonomy places the organism in Eukaryota, Metazoa, Chordata, Mammalia, Chiroptera, Vespertilionidae. The transcript is spliced from 6 exons. Gene Ontology annotation, molecular function: frizzled binding; cytokine activity. Bases 843 to 2018 code for a protein of 391 amino acids.
AGGCUCGGGGAGGGGCCGCAGCUCUGUCAGCCGUGGCAGAGCCGCCCCGGGAGCUCCGCUCGAGUAGAGCCAGAGUCCCCAGCUCCUCGCUCGCCCGCUUCGCUCGCUUUCUCGAUCACUCCCUCCCUUCCUCCCUCCUUUCUUCCCGGCGGCCGCGGCGGCGCUGGGAAAGCGGCGAAGAGGAGUGGCCCUGCCCUGGAAGAAUGCGGCUCCGCCGAGGGGGCAGAACCCGACGCGUUCUCCCCACGGUUUGAGCAGCCCGAGUCCCGGCGCCCGGACCCCGCCGGCCGUGGACCCCGCACCAGAGCCGCUGGAGGUCCCCUGCCCGUCGCGGCCGCACCUGGAGGCUCCCUUCCUUCCCCGCUGGUGGAGCCGGUGGGGACCCCGUUCCUCCGCCCUUCUUACGGAGCUGCCUGCCCUCGACGGCACCUGGAGGCGACCCUCUCCCCACCCCCACCCGCCGGCUGUAGGUGGCGGGGAACCCCCUCCCAAUCCCGCCUCCCAGCUCGGAGGGCGUGAGGCUGCGUUGGGCGGGAGAAGCGAGUCGUGGGGCCCUGUAAGAGGGAGCGGUGGGCGAGGUGGUGGAGCGGUGUCUGUGAGUCUGUGUGUCUGCAUGUGACUGUGCGUGUGUCCGUGCGCCUGGCAUGGUGUGUGGGUGGGUCCGCUCCUGGGCGCUCGAGUAAGUCCCAGCUGCGAAGCCUGGACUCUUCCUCCAGGGCCCAGAGCCUGGGACUCAGGGGGUGAUUCUCACUGUGUCGUUUGGGGAGAGACGAGAAGGGCCAGUGGGGUGACACUGGCCCUGAUCGGUCUGCCCACCGGGGCCUUCGGGCCGGGGCUUCGACAUGCGGGAGCAGCCCCGGCCGCGGCCUCCGCCCUGGGGCCUCGCGGGCCUUCUGGUCCUGGCGCUCUGCAGUCGGGCCCUGAGCAAUGAGAUCCUGGGCCUGAAGCUGCCCGGCGAGCCGCCGCUGACCGCCAACACCGUGUGCUUGACGCUGUCCGGCCUGAGCAAGCGGCAGCUGGGGCUGUGCCUGCGCAGCCCCGACGUGACCGCGUCCGCGCUGCAGGGUCUGCACAUCGCGGUCCACGAGUGUCAGCACCAGCUGCGCGACCAGCGCUGGAACUGCUCGGCGCUCGAGGGCGGCGGCCGCCUGCCGCACCACAGCGCCAUCCUCAAGCGCGGUUUCCGUGAGAGUGCCUUUUCCUUCUCCAUGCUGGCUGCUGGCGUCAUGCACGCGGUAGCCACAGCCUGCAGCCUGGGCAAGCUGGUGAGCUGUGGCUGUGGCUGGAAGGGGAGUGGUGAGCAGGAUCGGCUGAGGGCCAAACUGCUGCAGCUGCAGGCGCUGUCCCGGGGCAAAAGUUUUCCCCACUCCCUGCCUAGCCCGGGUCCUGGCCCAGGCCCCAGCCCCAGCCCCAGCCCCCAGGACACAUGGGAAUGGGGUGGCUGUAACCAUGACAUGGACUUUGGAGAGAAGUUCUCUCGGGAUUUCUUGGAUUCCAGGGAAGCUCCCCGGGACAUCCAGGCACGGAUGCGAAUCCACAACAACAGGGUGGGGCGACAGGUGGUAACGGAAAACCUAAAACGGAAAUGCAAGUGUCAUGGCACUUCAGGCAGCUGCCAGUUCAAGACCUGCUGGAGGGCAGCCCCGGAAUUCCGGGCAGUGGGGGCAGCAUUAAAGGAGCGACUGGGCAGGGCCAUCUUCAUUGAUACCCACAACCGCAACUCCGGAGCCUUCCAGCCCCGCCUGCGUCACCGCCGCCUCUCAGGAGAGCUGGUUUACUUUGAGAAGUCUCCUGAUUUCUGUGAGCGAGACCCCACUGUGGGCUCCCCAGGCACGCGUGGCCGGGCCUGCAACAAGACCAGCCGCCUGCUGGAUGGCUGCGGCAGCCUGUGUUGUGGCCGUGGGCACAACGUGCUUCGGCAGACAAGAGUUGAGCGCUGUCAUUGCCGUUUCCACUGGUGCUGCUAUGUGCUGUGUGAUGAGUGCAAGGUCACAGAGUGGGUCAACGUGUGUAAGUGAGGGUCAGCCUCACAGCAGGCUGGGGAAGGGGAGGGGCGCCUUUUCAGCCUUUUGCUCUAAUUUCUGUCCAAGGCCAAUCUUGGCCCCUGGAAGUUCAAAGUAUCUACCUGGAAACACCUUUGGGAGUGGGGUGUGGGUCAGGUGGAAUCUGUCAUGUGUGGCCUUCUCCUCCACAGUUGAGGGGCCUUGGAGUGGGGUGGGGGAGAUGUCACCCCUCUUUUACUCCUUAAACACCUGGAUGGGCUAAGAUGAAAUGCACUGUAUUGUCCCCCUCUCCCCAACCCUGGGCCUUUAACUCAGAUUCAUACUCCUUUCAACUGGGGAGUCCCUAUAGUUUGACCACUCUUCUCCUUUGAAGGCUAGCCCCAGGCAUUGUGUAGAGCCAUGAGACCUAUAUCCAGAAAGAAACCACUCACUCUCUUUGCUGUUCAUGAACUCCUCUACUGCGGCCUGAGCCCCCUCUUGUGGGGUAAUGGGAAACGGUGGUAGAGAGGUUUUUCUUAGGGAUGGAACAGAGUGCUGAGGGGGGAUGCUCUCCCCUAAGUUCUCAGAGUCAUCUGUCCAGGCCCUUAGGGAAGCUAUCUGCCCUCCACACCCCCCCCCCAUUCAGAUGUUAAAGGGGAGCCUCCAAAGGAAGAGUUUUACCUACAACUUUCUGAGCCUCUCUUUCUUUCUUUAGCAGGAGGGGUGGGAAUGGAUAAUUUAUUGUACUGAGAUUUGUUCUUGGUUCCUGUUUAUAACUAAAAUAAAUUAAGUUACUGGA